AUGGCGGCCGAUCCCACUCAGCUUCAUCAACUCUCCUUGCUUCUGGGUUCCGAUCGCACCCACUUCGAAACCCUAAUUUCCCAUCUCAUGUCCUCUUCUAAUGACCAACGUUCACAGGCUGAAUCCCUUUUCAACCUCUGCAAACAAGCCCACCCAGAUGCUCUUGCUCUCAAACUCGCUGAUCUUCUCCAUCCAUCUGCUCAUCCUGAGGCUCGUACCAUGUCUGCCAUUCUCCUCCGCCGUCAACUCAUUCGUGAUGAUUCUUAUCUCUGGCCUCGUCUUACUCCUUCUACUCAAUCUACUCUUAAAUCUGUUUUGCUUUCCUCUCUUCAAACUGAGGAAUCUAAAUCUAUUUCCAAGAAGUUGUGUGAUACUAUUGCUGAACUUGCUUCUGGGAUUUUGCCCGAUGGGGGUUGGAAUGAAUUGAUGCCGUUUAUUUUUCAGUGUGUUACUUCUGAUAGUUCUAAGUUGCAGGAGUCUGCUUUGUUGAUUUUUGCUCAAUUGGCUCAGUAUAUUGGUGAAACCCUAGUUCCGCAUUUGGAUACGCUUCACUCUGUGUUUUCUCAGUGUUUGGGUUCGUCUAAGACUGGGGAUGUGAGGAUUGCGGCUUUGGGUGCUGCGAUUAAUUUUAUUCAAUGUUUGUCUAGUGCUUCUGAUAGGGAUAGGUUUCAGAAUCUAUUGCCCUUGAUGAUGCAGACAUUGACCGAGGCUUUGAAUUCUGGUCAAGAAGCUACUGCAAAAGAUGCGCUUGAGUUAUUGAUUGAAUUGGCUGGGACCGAGCCGAGAUUCUUGAGGAGGCAGUUGGUUGAUGUGGUUGGUUCUAUGUUGCAGAUUGCUGAGGCGGAUUCACUAGAAGAAUCUACUAGACAUUUAGCCAUUGAGUUUGUUAUAACGCUUGCUGAGGCUCGAGAGCGAGCUCCUGGGAUGAUGAGGAAGUUGCCACAGUUUAUAAGUAGGUUGUUUGGAAUACUUAUGAACAUGUUGUUGGAUAUCGAGGACGAUCCUGCUUGGCAUACUGCAGAUACUGAGGAUGAGGAUGCGGGUGAGAGUGACAAUUAUGGAUUUGGCCAAGAGUGUUUGGAUAGACUUUCUAUUUCAUUGGGUGGCAACUCUAUUGUGCCUGUUGCCUCCGAGAUGUUUCCAGCUUUCUUGGCUGCUCCUGAAUGGCAAAAGCAUCAUGCAGCACUUAUUGCACUCUCACAAAUUGCAGAGGGUUGCUCGAAGGUAAUGAUAAAGAAUCUCGAGCAAGUACUCUCUAUGGUUUUGAAUUCAUUCCAACAUCCGCAUCCACGUGUACGAUGGGCAGCCAUUAAUGCGAUUGGCCAGUUGUCUACUGAUCUAGGCCCAGAUUUGCAGGCUCAAUAUCACCAUCUUGUUGUGCCUGCUUUAGCUGGAGCUAUGGAUGAUUUUCAAAAUCCACGAGUACAGGCACAUGCUGCUUCAGCAGUUCUCAAUUUCAGUGAAAAUUGCACCCCAGAUAUUUUAACGCCUUACUUGGAUGGAAUUGUGAGCAAACUCCUUGUACUACUGCAGAAUGGAAAGCAGAUGGUGCAGGAGGGUGCUUUGACAGCUCUUGCAUCUGUUGCUGAUUCAUCUCAGGAACACUUCCAGAAGUAUUAUGAUGCUGUAAUGCCUUACUUAAAAGCUAUUCUUGUAAAUGCAAGUGACAAAUCCAAUCGUAUGCUUCGAGCCAAAUCCAUGGAGUGUAUCAGUUUGGUUGGCAUGGCUGUUGGAAAAGACAAGUUUAAGGAUGAUGCCAAGCAGGUUAUGGAUGUUUUGUUGUCACUACAAGGAUCUCCAAUGGAAGCAGAUGAUCCCACAACCAGCUACAUGUUACAAGCAUGGGCAAGACUCUGCAAAUGCCUUGGACAGGAUUUUCUUCCUUAUAUGAGUGUUGUGAUGCCACCUUUGCUUCAAUCUGCUCAACUUAAACCUGAUGUCACAAUCACAUCUGCUGAUUCAGAUGCUGAUAUUGAUGAUGAUGAUGAUAGCAUUGAAACAAUAACUCUAGGUGACAAAAGGAUUGGCAUCAAGACUAGUGUUUUGGAGGAAAAAGCCACUGCUUGCAACAUGCUGUGUUGUUAUGCCGAUGAGUUAAAAGAAGGAUUUUUUGUCUGGAUUGAUCAGGUUGCUCCUACUUUAGUUCCACUCCUUAAAUUUUAUUUCCAUGAAGAAGUUAGGAGGGCUGCUGUGUCAGCCAUGCCGGAGCUCCUGCGUUCAGCAAAAUUGGCUGUUGAGAAAGGGCAAUCUCAAGGUCGUGAUGAAUCCUAUGUAAAGCAGUUAUCAGAUUAUAUUGUACCAGCUUUGGUGGAGGCAUUACACAAGGAGCCCGAGGUGGAGAUAUGUGCCAGUAUGUUGGAUGCAUUGAAUGAGUGUGUACAGAUCUCCGGACCACUUCUUGAUGAAAGCCAAGUAAGGUGCAUUGUCGAUGAGAUUAAACAUGUCAUAACUGCUAGUUCCUCGAGAAAGCAUGAAAGAAUGGAGAGGGCAAAAGCAGAGGAUUUUGAUGCAGAUGAGAGAGAAUUGCUUGAUGAAGAAAAUGAGCAAGAGGAAGAAGUUUUUGAUCAGGUUGGUGAUUGUUUGGGAACUUUGAUCAAGACUUUCAAGGCCUCGUUCUUGCCUAUGUUUGAUGAACUGUCAUCAUAUUUGACACCUAUGUGGGGUAAGGAUAGAACAGCAGAGGAGAGGAGGAUAGCAAUAUGUAUUUUUGAUGAUGUUGUGGAACAUUGCCGUGAAGCAGCCCUCAGGUACUAUGAUACCUACCUUCCUUUCUUGUUGGAGGCUUGCAAUGAUGAGAAUCCUGAUGUCCGUCAGGCGGCUGUUUAUGGUAUUGGUGUUUGUGCUGAGUUUGGUGGAUCUGUAUUCAAACCACUUGUUCAAGAGGCCCUUUCGAGGUUGGAUGUGGUGAUACGGCACCCAAAUGCCCAACAUUCUGAAAACGUAAUGGCAUAUGACAAUGCUGUUUCAGCUCUUGGAAAGAUAUGCCAGUUCCACAGAGACAGUAUAAAUGCACCUCAGUUGGUUCCUGCUUGGCUAGGCUGUUUGCCUAUCAAGGGUGAUUUAAUUGAGGCAAAGCUAGUGCACGAUCAGCUCUGUUCAAUGGUUGAAAGGUCCGAUAAAGAACUCUUAGGUCCCAACAAUCAAUAUCUUCCCAAAAUUGUUUCCAUUUUUGCUGAGGUUCUAUGUGCGGGUAAGGAUCUUGCGACAGAACAAACUGCCAGUAGAAUGGUAAACCUUUUGAGGCAGCUUCAGCAAACUCUACCACCUUCCACACUGGCAUCGACCUGGUCGUCUUUGCAACCGCAACAGCAGCUUGCACUUCAAUCAAUCCUCUCAUCUUAGCGUAAUUGGAAUUGGCAAGAAAGGUCAUUCUUUGUUCCAGAUUGUGUCAGAUCCUGAGUUGGUUACAUCUUGAUUGGGUUGGCUGUGUGUUUUCUGGUAUUUUUCGAAGCAUUGUAGCCCGAUAAUGUCAUCCCUUUUGCAUUGCAAAGCACAGCAGUCAUCCCUUGAAGAAAGCUGCUGCUGCUGCAGCAUUGGCGUCGCGUGUUUUUGUCAUCCUGUCUCAUAAUGUAUUAUUUAUUUUUUUACGCGCUUGUUUAAAGCAUCGAUUUUGCAUGGUCCAAAAGGCAAGGAGAAAGAGUUGUUACAGUUUGUGUGUAUAGUACAAAAUUAUUGGUGAACCAGAGUCCCUACCCCCCAGAAAAAGAGUGAAGCAAGCAAAAAAUAAUGUCCGAGUUGGUUAUUAUUAUUUUUGAGGCUUUGAAGUUUUGGAAAAGUGAGGUCAAAGCGUGUCAUUGAAACAGAGAAUUGUUAAGUUUUGGUUUUUGGUUCUUUACAUUUUCCCGAGUACUUUCAACAGCUGUUGGCAGUUUUGCUGUCUUAUGGUGAAAAUUAUAAUUUGAUGAAAGGGUGAGGAAUGGUUUUUUUU
This is a messenger RNA of Benincasa hispida (wax gourd), 3928 nucleotides long. RefSeq lists its product as uncharacterized. The record is from RefSeq and is a predicted model, not a curated record. Gene Ontology annotation, biological process: protein import into nucleus. Gene Ontology annotation, molecular function: protein binding. Lineage: Eukaryota; Viridiplantae; Streptophyta; Magnoliopsida; Cucurbitales; Cucurbitaceae.